Molecule: messenger RNA, 3521 nt
Organism: Xyrichtys novacula (pearly razorfish)
Lineage: Eukaryota; Metazoa; Chordata; Actinopteri; Labriformes; Labridae
Source: the annotation of a GenBank genome assembly
AGUUGACAAGAGAGCAGGAUCAACACCGGCGUACACCGAAUCUCUCUAAGGUGGGUGGAGUAGACACAGAGUCAAGAAUACGUCAACCACAUUGCAAGCGGUACACGCGUACAACAAAAUGGAGUGCCAGGCAGACGCUGAAGUGUAUGAUGACUGCAAAUUCUCAGACCAUAAACUACAUUCACCGACAGAGGGCGGUAAGAUAAUGACGUAUGCCUUAUCACCAUGACAGCGAAGAAGAAAAAGAAGACCGAAAUGAUGCUGUACAAUCCGAACUGCUGCAUGCUAAUAAUAAAAAUAGCCUAAAGUGGCGUUUUUACAUCUUAAUGUUGACUGUGGAAUAAACAGAUAAAGGGCAGAGCUGCGGUUCAGCAUUAAAGAAGCACCAGAGAGGUAAGUUUGGGUUCAGUUGAAAGAGGAAUACACGGAAAGGGUGUUAGCUGAUGUUAGCUAACGUGAGCUGUGACGGUUGAUGUGUGGUGAUGACAUCGCGGUGAAAUGGUUAAUUAUGUCACGUUUCAAACCAAGAGUUUGUCUGUAUUUACAAAGAAUGAACAUCUGGGUCUUCAUUAAAUACGAUCAGAUGUUUCUGUGAUGCUCUUUAAUUUUGUCAGAGAAAGUUACUUGAGGUAAAUACUUCUAUAACAAGAUAUUACAGUUAUAUUUCACCAAGGUUUGCUGUCCACGUGUUAGGGAAGCUUGAUGAUGGGAAGGACCUUAAUCACGAUUAUUUUUAUGGGUAUUUAAGUCACGAUUGUUACACGCGACUUCACUGUUACGGGUUUUUACUUACUGAAUACAAGACUUAGUAGAUCUUUACUGUACCACCAUCUGCAUUUUAUUAAGACUUCAGAUCUAAUCCAUUACUCUGUUUUUGCAAACUUUUAUUGCUUUACCAUCAAGAAUAAUGAGAAGGACAGACCAGCAGUUGUCUGCUUAUCAUCACACCCUCUUUUUCUCCUCAUGUUCAGUGAAUCAGAAUCAGAAAUACUUUAAUAAUCCCCAGGGUAAAUUGCUAUUUGUUACAGUAACUCCAGUGCAAAUAAAGUAGAAAGAGGAGAUACAUAAUCGAUAAAACAAGUAAAAACAAAGAGAUAAAUCAAUAAAAUAAGUAGAAUAAGUUAUAUCCUUAUGAUGAUGUAUCAUCAUUAAUACAAGUUGAAGUUAGUGUGUUGUUAGUGGGGAUAGGCAGAGCACACCCUCUGGUGGAGGAGGUAAAGGAGGUGCACUCCAUUCAUCAAAUGAACAGGCAACAGGAUAAUCAUUUCAUUUAGAACAUCUUGUUUUUAGGAUCAUUGACAACCAAAAUAGUGUUUGAAAUCAAAUUGCUGUCACUUGCUUUUCUCUGCCACAUGUUUUGUGUUAUGCAUCCUUCACACCUUAACAAUGAUCUCUUUUAUCCCUUGAAUGCAGGGGCAAUCUGAACUAUGGCAACUGCACAGUCUGCCAUAACGUUUGCAGUGUGCGUCCUGAUGAUAACAGAGCUGAUACUUGCCAAGAAGGACUACUAUGAUAUACUGGGAGUGCCAAAGGAUGCCACUGAAAGGCAAAUAAAAAAGGCUUUUCACAGGCUUGCAAUGAAAUACCACCCAGACAAGAACAAGAGCCCAGAUGCUGAGCUGAAGUUCAGGGAAAUUGCGGAAGGUACAGUUUUUUCCUUUAUGUUCUUUCUCUUGUAACCCUUUGUCUUAGGUAGACCUGAGAUCUUUAUUACAAAAACCAUGCCACCUAAAGAGUAUAUUCAUUUGAUUUCUUACCCUUAACUUUACUUUCUUUUUGCAGCUUAUGAAACUUUAUCGGACGAAACAAGAAGACGACAAUAUGAUCAGUUCAGUGAAAACUCUGGAUAUUUCACUGGGGAGUCACAAGGCAGACAAAGACAGGGUGCCCACCAACCUUUCAGCUUCAACUUUGAUGACAUUUUUAAGGAUUUUGACAUCCACAGUCACAACAGGCAUUCCCGUCAUAGAAGACACUUUGAUGAACACUCCAGGUCCCACAAGGACUCCCACAGCCGUCAUAAGAGACACUUUCAAGGGGGUUUUGGAGCUGAUAUCUUUGAGGACUUGUUUGACGACGCAGAUAGAAUGUUUACCUUUGAUAGACACUCCAAACAGACUGAGAACAGGUUUCAUGGCGCAUCAAAACAGCACUGCAGAACGGUGACACAGCGCAGAGGGAACAUGGUCACGACUUACACAGACUGUACUGCAUCUUAAGUUGCAGUGUAUAAUCAUAUCUGAAAGGGGAUUGCCGUAAGAGGAAAAAGUACUGUUGAAUGUGAAAUGGACAUCACUUGGCUUUACUACUACGAAUUUUAAACUGUGACAUUCAGAUCAGACCUUCAGGCAGCAAACGAAUAACAGUGAAUACUCAGUUUACCUAGAUAAGGUUAAAUUCAAUAAGCUAUGUUUUGUUCAAACUAUUCCCUAUCUGUGUGCCCACUGACCCUUAAAUGAUAUUUGUGUUUUUUUUUCUUUUCUUAUUGUUGAUGUAUGCUGACAGGGAGUAUUUUGUCAGUAUUUCAUGCACCUUCCUAUAUGUGGGGCAUGUAAAUCACCCAUAUGUAAAUUCAUCACCAGGUCACCAGGUCACCGCUCCACCUCAGUCUUUUGUACAGUCUUUUGUUCUUUUUGUAUGGAUGUUGUCAUUGCCUCCAAAAGCAGCUUGAGGUAGAAACAACAGCAACCAUUGAAAUUCUUGUUUCUGGUUGACAAAUGGUGAGCAAUUUCAACCAAAGUCUGUUACCCUCCGUACGUUGGCUCGUUAAACUUGAGUUAGCACCACAUCUUUUAUUUAAAUAUUAAUGUACUGUGUGUACAUGAAUCACAUCUGUUGGAAUGCAUAUAGGUUAGCAUCCAUGGUUGCGUCUCAACCUCAGUAAACAAACAAAAUAAAAAACAACCAAACCUGGGAAAGCAGGAAAUAUAAGAAUGAAAGGAGUUAAGAUAGUAUUUGUGGGUCAAACAUUUUCAAAAGUAAUUACAGAGCUGUAAUGAAGCAAAAGUGUAAGUAGACUUCUGAUUAAACUAACCUUUUUUGUGUGUGGUGAAAAGACUUUGAGAUGAAUGAGCUGUCUGUGUCUUCAUAGUGACAUUUAUAAUUAGUGCAAAAAGCCUCAACCAUUUCUCUGUACACAAUUUAGCUUGUAGUGAUAUUAAAAUGUAGUUUUACAUCUGAGUUACAAUGCUCAGUGAGUAAAAACAAGUAUGUGUUUCAUAUUAGGUACACACUAGAGGUUGAAUGAUCAAAUCUGUGAGUCACAAAAUUUUUUGUAUGUAUGUAUGUAUACAAAAUUCAUACUCUCAGUUACCAGUUGAAGGAAUCACUUCACUAUGUUUUCUUUACUUCAUUAUCUGUGUACUAAGAAUCUUUAACUGGUUACAAUGACAUGUUCAGCUUACAAUGUAUUUUGUUAUAUUUAUAGUUUUUAUUAAUACUGUUAUAAACAGUAUAUGGCACUUUCAUUUUUGUGUACAAGAAAAUGUGUUUUUAGAAUUAAAGUGAUAAGACAAACUCCC